Monoraphidium neglectum is the source of this 1086-nucleotide messenger RNA. Its product is annotated as Protein PRY1. Lineage: Eukaryota; Viridiplantae; Chlorophyta; Chlorophyceae; Sphaeropleales; Selenastraceae. Bases 1 to 1086 code for a protein of 361 amino acids. Gene Ontology annotation, cellular component: extracellular region. The record is from RefSeq and is a predicted model, not a curated record. The transcript is spliced from 7 exons.
AUGGGCGACGUCGCCGCCGCAUGGACCCCCUCAGGAGACACCGCCGGCGCCGCCGCCGGCUUGGACGCGGCGACUGUCACUGCAGCGCCUGGCGCGCGCGGCUCCGCCCCUCUGCUGCGGGGGGCCCACCGCCGCGCGUGCGGCCGCCAGUCAGACGCCCUGCACCCCGGGGUGGUCGCGGCCGCGGAGGCGUUCGCCGUCGGCGCCCAGCGCCGGCUGCUGUCAACGCUGCCGGCUGCGGCGGCGGGGCGGGUCAGGGUGCUGGCCAGCCUCCACACCGAUGUCGAGGCCCUGAUCUACAACCAGCCCCUGAUAGAGUUGCAGGAGGACGACGCCCUGGUGCUCCUGGUCCACGUCUACCUGCACUGGCGGGCCGACCGCUUCGACCCGGGCUCCCCCGACGCGCACCUGGCGGCGCUGCAGGCGGCCGCCCCAGAGUACUGGCUCAAGCUCAAGAGGCCGCAGGCCGUGGCGGAGGCCCUUGGCCUGCCCGGCGCCUUCCCCGACGGCGUCACGCCCUCAGCCCUUCAGUCCUCGACGCUGGCCGUCGCCCUCGCCGCCGCGCCGCCGGCCGCCGCGGCGCGGUACCGGGCGCGGGGGCGGGCCCUGGAGGUCGCAGACGCGAAUUUAUGGCCGGGCAUGAAUGCGGAGGCUUUCUUUAAGGAGGCAGAGAUGAGGUUCCUGGAUCCUGCGACAGCUGGCAACGACGCCGCCGUCCGCCCCGGGCCGCAUCAGUGCAGCGCCGACGGCGCCGGCGAGGCCGGUGGAAGCAGCCAGCAGUCCUGGUCGGAGGGCUGCGUCAUGAGCCACUCCUCCGGCGGCUACGGCGAGAACCUGGCUCAGGGCUACCGCGACCCUGUCACCGCUAUCCAGGCGUGGUACGACGAAAUUCGUUCCUACAACUUUGCGAGCGGCUCUUACUCUUCUGCAACGGGUCACUUCACCCAGGUCGUCUGGAAGGGCUCUUCCCAGCUGGGCUGUGGGUUCGCUCCAAACUGCGGCAGCGGCGCACUUCUGACCUGCCGCUACUCGCCCGCCGGCAACGUGAUGGGCGCGUUCCAGCAGAACGUGGCACCCCCGCAGUGA